GCCACGCCGGGUGGGCCGAUGCGGCGGCGGCGGCACCGGGAGCAGCGGGAACGGCCCCGGGAACAGUGUGAGCGGUGGGAACAGCGGCACCGGGAGCGCCGGUAGCACUGCGAACGGCGGCAGCGGCAACAGCGGGAGCACCAGCAUGGAGUACGUGAGCCCCGAGCAGCUCGCCGGCUUCAGCAAGUACAAGUACAGCGCCGUGGACAGCAACCCCCUGUCCCUGUAUGUCAUGCAUCCCUUCUGGAACACCAUCGUCAAGAUCUUCCCUACCUGGCUGGCCCCAAAUUUGAUAACGUUUUCUGGCUUCCUGCUGCUUGUCUUCAACUUCUUCCUCAUGGCAUACUUCGACCCUGACUUUUAUGCUUCUGCUCCUGAUCACCAGCACGUUCCAAAUGGCGUGUGGAUCGUGGUGGGGCUCCUCAACUUCAUGGCCUACACGUUAGAUGGUGUUGAUGGGAAGCAGGCACGCCGGACCAACUCCAGCACCCCCCUGGGAGAGCUCUUUGACCACGGCCUGGACAGCUGGGCCUGUGUGUACUUUGUGGUCACCGUGUACUCCACCUUCGGCCGGGGCUCCACCGGCGUCAGCGUCUUCGUGCUCUACCUCCUGCUGUGGGUGGUCUUGUUUUCCUUCAUCCUCUCCCACUGGGAGAAGUAUAACACAGGGAUUCUCUUCCUGCCCUGGGGAUAUGACGUCAGCCAGGUGACCAUUUCAAUUGUCUACAUAGUGACAGCCUUUGUGGGAGUUGAGGCCUGGUAUGCACCUUUCCUGUUUAAUUUCUUAUAUAGAGACCUAUUCACUGCAAUGAUUAUUGCCUGUGCCCUCACUGUGACCCUGCCCAUGAGCCUGUACAACUUCUACAAGGCCUAUAAGAAUAACACCUUGAAGCACCACUCUGUGUAUGAAAUCCUGCUGCCCCUGGUGUCCCCGGUGUUGCUGUUCCUGCUCUGCACCACCUGGAUCUUCCUGUCCCCCACUGACAUCCUGGAGGUCCAGCCCAGGCUCUUCUAUUUCAUGGUUGGAACAGCCUUUGCCAACAUCUCUUGCCAGCUGAUCGUGUGCCAGAUGAGCAGCACACGAUGCCAGCCCCUCAACUGGAUGCUGCUGCCCAUCGCGGCCGUGCUGCUCCUGGUGGUGUCUGGGCUGGCUCCAGGCAGUGAAACGCUCCUGCUGUACCUGCUGACAGCCUUCCUCACCCUGGCACACAUCCACUACGGAGUGGUCGUGGUGAGCCAGCUGAGCAGGCACUUCAACAUCCGGCCCUUCUCCCUACGGAAGCCCACUCCGGACUGACUGGGAGCAGAGGAGGAGAAAAUCGGCCUGCGGGCUGCAGAAGGACUGUAAAUACCUGCUGCACAUAC
Molecule: messenger RNA, 1365 nt
Organism: Haemorhous mexicanus (house finch)
Lineage: Eukaryota; Metazoa; Chordata; Aves; Passeriformes; Fringillidae
Gene: SELENOI
Product: selenoprotein I
Exons: 10
Coding region: 146-1297 (383 amino acids)
Biological process (GO): phosphatidylethanolamine biosynthetic process
Cellular component (GO): Golgi apparatus; endoplasmic reticulum membrane
Molecular function (GO): ethanolaminephosphotransferase activity
Source: RefSeq, a predicted model, not a curated record